Molecule: messenger RNA, 732 nt
Organism: Pipra filicauda (Wire-tailed manakin)
Lineage: Eukaryota; Metazoa; Chordata; Aves; Passeriformes; Pipridae
Gene: CCDC28B
Product: coiled-coil domain containing 28B
Exons: 6
Coding region: 136-675 (179 amino acids)
Source: RefSeq, a predicted model, not a curated record
GGCUGGAGGCCCUUCCUGGCUCCUUCCCGGCUCCCUCCCGGCUCCUUCCCAGCUCCUUCCUGCAGGGACGGAUCCCGCAGUCGCGGCUCUGCGCUGACACCGGGGGACAACGCGGGGGUCCCCGCAGCCCCCGGGAUGGAGGAGCGGAGGAGGAAGCGCAGCCCCAGGACCUGCCUGGCCCAGCCGGCGCCCCCCGGGGCCCCGCGCCCGCUGCCCCCCAGCAAGAGCACGACCUUCGCGCUGCCGCUGCCCACCUUGCCCUCGCCCCGGCAGCGCGCCCGGCUCCGCAGGACCAGCAAGGAGCGGGUGCGGGCGGGCGCGGGGGGGUCCCGGGGGGCCCCGCUCCAGCACAGCUUCCUCACGGACGUGUCCGACGUGUGCGAGAUGGAGGGGGGGCUGCUCAACCUCCUCAGUGACUUCCACUCGGGAAAACUGCAGGCGUUCGGGAAGGAGUGCUCCUUCGAGCAGCUGGAGCACGUGCGGGAGAUGCAGGAGAAGCUGGCCCGGCUCCACUUCGGGCUGGACGUGUGUGUGGAGGAGCUCCCCGAGGAGCAGAAGAAGGCGGCGGCCGACAGGAACCUGGACCAGCUGCUGGCACAUCUGGAAGAGCUCAGCAGCUCCAUACAGAAGCUGCACCUGGCGGAGACCUCGGACCCCGAGGACGCGGCCGCCUGACCCCGGCCCUGCCCUCGGCCCGCUCCCGGCCCCGUGCCCGGCCCGGCCCCCAAACCG